AUGAACACGGUACCUAGACCUCCCAAAGACCACUUCAACGUGCUGUUCUUCGCCAGCGCUGGCUCCUUCACUUGUACGCCGCAUGAGGCUAUUCCAGCCCCGCUCUCUUUGAAGAAGCUUUUCGAAGUCCUCGAAGAGAGGUACAUCGGUAUCAAGGAGAGGAUUCUGGAUUCGAGCUUGGUAACGGUCAAUCUUGAAUACGUAGAUAUACCCGGUCCCGACGACGGCGAUGGGCCCCUCAUUCAGGCAGGUGAUGAGGUUGCCAUCAUUCCUCCUGUAAGCUCGGGUUAA
This is a messenger RNA of Colletotrichum destructivum, 291 nucleotides long. RefSeq names its product Putative sulfur carrier ThiS/MoaD, Beta-grasp domain superfamily. The coding region runs from base 1 to 291 and encodes 96 amino acids. Gene Ontology annotation, biological process: Mo-molybdopterin cofactor biosynthetic process. The transcript has a single exon. The record is from RefSeq and is a predicted model, not a curated record. Gene Ontology annotation, cellular component: cytosol. NCBI's taxonomy places the organism in Eukaryota, Fungi, Ascomycota, Sordariomycetes, Glomerellales, Glomerellaceae.